Molecule: messenger RNA, 1331 nt
Organism: Tripterygium wilfordii
Lineage: Eukaryota; Viridiplantae; Streptophyta; Magnoliopsida; Celastrales; Celastraceae
Product: mediator of RNA polymerase II transcription subunit 20a-like
Exons: 6
Coding region: 267-932 (221 amino acids)
Biological process (GO): regulation of transcription by RNA polymerase II
Cellular component (GO): mediator complex
Molecular function (GO): transcription coactivator activity
Source: RefSeq, a predicted model, not a curated record
CAUGAAGCCCAAUCCUUGGCCCGAUCCUUAGGGCAUGAGAGAAGGUAAGAAUACUCUGGAAGAGGGAAGCAUCGCAAACCACAAGAAGGAAGACUGAAGAAACAAUCUUGAAGGCUGAUGAACCAAACUGAAGUUUAUCAUCUUCUGUAGAGAUGCAAGGGAUAGAAUAGCGUGAUUCCAUUCUUUACCUUGAUUGAAGAUAUUUGGCCUGUCACUGGUUUUGACUGAAAAUCGUUUUCACUAUCUCCAGCUGAGAGCCUGAGACUAUGCCCAUAAAAUGGCUUUUGCAUUGGCAACCCAACGCAGGCACAACUGUGAACAGUCAAAUCCUCAGUGAAGUAUCUCAUUGCAUCGAGAGUGUUAAUGGCGUCAAGGAUGGCAGGUGGAAAUCCACUCUCACAUUCUACAAACCAAUGUUACGUGACCAGGCGCUUGCAGCAGAAUUCCCACGUGAUUUUCUUGGGCUUUCACUGGCGGAGCAGCCAAACAAGUAUUACUUCAUAAUCCGUGGUCAGCGUCUUGUUCUUGAGGCAGAUUCCUCCAUUCAGACUAUAAUGGAGAAGUUACAGUCUUACAAAAUGAGGGUUGCCCUUAAUUUUGAGGGCUUGCAGUACCAACUCGGUGACUUCCAGUUGAGAGUGGGCAAAGUUACUCCAAGUCAUAAUGAUACCUUGAGAGGAAUAGUUAUGGAGGUGGAGUACCUCCCUAUCUCUUCAAUGGAAAAAUCAAGGCAAAUUAUGGAAGAGUUCAUCGAUAUAUGGCAAGAAGCGGUGUCAAAAAGAUCACUGCCUGGUCACUUCAUGCAUAUAGAACCCAACUUUUCAGAAUAUGGCCUGUUAGACCAUUAUACAUCUCAGCAUACGGCUAUUCAGUAUGCUACUGUCAUGGCACAACUAAUUGCAACUGUGCAAGUGCAAUCAGUGAGAAACUAGGGAUCAGUGAAAGAUUUUCUCAUGUACCUGGCUUGGAUGACCAGCUUCUAAUUUGUGUCCUCUCUAGUCUCUAGGAAAGAACUUUGUUACAGUUUGAAUUUUAAUCUGUUGGAGUAUAAUGUUGAAAUGAUCUUGGACCUCAUUCUGGUAAAAUGUUCAUGGAUGAGUUAGGAAGGCGUGAUGGUACACCGGAAAAGAGCUAAGCCCAGAAAUCAUGGAGCUUUUUUCUCUUUCAAUGGCAGCAGCUAGUUCAAGUUCAAAUGUCAGCCGGAUUUCUGAACACUAGUCUUCCGUGAGUAGCAUGAAAAGAGUUGUGACAAAAAUCUUUGGUUGUUUUCUUAAUCUUGAAAGAAAACAGUUUAUACCCACUAGUUUGAUACUAUUUGUUUUCGAGUAUUA